Messenger RNA from Erigeron canadensis, 1738 nucleotides. Its product is annotated as probable transcription factor KAN4. The transcript has 6 exons. Gene Ontology annotation, biological process: abaxial cell fate specification; regulation of DNA-templated transcription. Bases 416 to 1510 code for a protein of 364 amino acids. Gene Ontology annotation, cellular component: nucleus. The record is from RefSeq and is a predicted model, not a curated record. NCBI's taxonomy places the organism in Eukaryota, Viridiplantae, Streptophyta, Magnoliopsida, Asterales, Asteraceae. Gene Ontology annotation, molecular function: transcription cis-regulatory region binding.
UUUCAUCCAUCGCCCUUCAAAGUCUGAAAAUGUCAAUAAAUUAACUUUUCUUUUCUGGCCACCCUCUUACAAAAAGCCUUUUUUUCUCCAAUUCUUCGUCAAACCUCAAACCUAACCUACUGUUAAGUUCUGAUAAAAAGGCCUAGCACCUACACUCUCUUUACUAUUAAUAAAAACCUUGAUAGCUAUAGCUAAAGCUAAAGCUAGACCUUCUUUCACUUUCUCUGAAAUACCAUGCAAGAAUUAAUCAUAAGGCACUCAUGAUAUAAUCACAACCUUAUCUUAGCUUAUAUAUAUAACCUUUUCUUUUUUUUUCUUCAUAUAACACACCAUAUUUCCCAUUAAUUUGUCUAUUAUUUUUUUUCUUUCUUAUUUCAAGAUAUAUUUUGGGAGCAAGAACUAGUACUAUACUAAAAUGACAAAUGAUCAUCAUAUUGUAGCUACAACAACUUUGCCUGAUCUAUCUUUACAGAUCAGCCCUCCAUGUAGUAGCUCCACCACCACUACUGAUUCCAACAGUAGUGGAAGCGAUUUAAGCCACGAAAACGGCUUAAACGUGCUUAAUCAUGUACGAACCGGGCUUGAUCAGAUUCGGCUGAACUUGGGGCUCGAGAUGCCGAGUAACUUGAUCAAUCAUCCAGCUGCUGAUUUAUUACCGCAUCAUCAGCAUCAGCAUCAUCCUGUGGUUGUUCCUAAUAACUUGCAAAUGCAAAGAAAUAGUAGUAGUCCUUUUGUUCAAUAUCAGUAUGGCUAUAACAACCACCAACAUUAUCAUCACAAUCAAUUAAUGCCUCAUCAAAUGUAUGGUCAUGAUCAUUUUAAGAGGAAUUCGAGAAUGGGUAGCCAUCGUGUUAGACGGAUCGUUAGGGCGCCUCGUAUGCGAUGGACUUCGACUCUUCAUGCUCACUUUGUUCAUGCCGUUCAGCUCCUUGGUGGCCAUGAGAGAGCAACUCCUAAAUCAGUUCUAGAGUUAAUGAAUGUGAAAGAUCUAACUCUUGCUCAUGUGAAGAGUCACUUGCAGAUGUAUAGAACAGUGAAGAGCACUGACAAAGGAGAAGCUGGACUUGUGGACAUGAAUAUGAUAAAUCCAAGGACUCCAAAGUCAUUACUUCAAAUGGAGGGGUUUGAUAAUGAUAAAAAUGAUGAUACCAACAACUCUAGCAGCCUGCACCUUUCUAAUCAUACUACUGAUCUUCGCCCAUCACCACCAACUACACUACAAACAAGAGCACCGUGGUCAUUGUGCAUGGAGACAUAUGAUUCAAGCUUCCCCAGCCAAGGAUAUGUACCAAAAUGUUCUACACCCCGAACAAACGAUAGUAAGGUGGAUGAAUACGAGUUAUCCUUACAAAUGUCUGAAAAGGAUAAGAAUAUGAAAAAUAGUAAGAUUAAGUCUUCAGAUUCAGAUUCGGAUUCAGAUUCAGGCAGAUUGCUAAAUCUCGAGUUCACCCUUGGACGGUCAAGCCGGCAAAAGGAUGAUCUGAUCCUCAAAUUAGAUGAAAUGAUUUAAUUAGUUCUCCUUUAAUUAGUUCAACUAAUAACACACUGGCCUAUCAAAUAUCUAAGCAGCAAAGACGUGUUUAAAGUUGCUUGAUAAUGUCCAAUUCUGUUAACCUUUGACAAUUUUGUAUCAUGUAGCUAGCUAGGGGGUAGAAGCUAAAUGAAGCUGGAUAGGAAUUAGGCGAUCUUGAUAAUUAAUAAUGUCCAACUUUAACAAUGUUAAUUAGGUUGCUAUUAA